AUGCCCCCACUCCCCGUGUCCAACAGCGAGAUCACCAACCCAGGGGAGAGACUGCCAGCCCCCGGGGACUAUGCUGGACCCUGGCAGGCAGUUUUCUUCCACACUUUUGACAGAUUGAAGGCAGCAGAGCAGGAGCCAAUCAGUGACGAAGAGGGGCUGCAAGAACUGUCCAAUCAGGAAGCAGUGACCUUCAGUGAUGUGGCUGUGAACUUCACCAGGGAGGAGUGGGCUUUGCUGGAUCCAUCCCAAAAGAAGCUCUACAGAGAUAUGAUGCUGGAAACCUUUAGGAACCUGGCUACCAUAGGAGGGAUGUCAGAUGACCAGCAAAUUGAAGGCGAAUACAAAAAUUGCAAGAAACAUCUAUGAAGCGAAGAGGUAGAACAAUCCUGUCAAUAUAAGUUAUGGUAUCAACAUGGCAAUAUGGUUUCUCAGACUCCAGAUACAAAUGUGCUUAUGGCAGUAGUUUCAAUACACCCAGGUGAAUGCUUCUCCAGAAGGCCCCUGUUUGGUCAUUCAUCAGCAGAUGGACCCUUCAUGGAUAACACUGUACUGAAACUGUAUGAGCAGCAGGAAUUUCAAGAGAAGCAGUCUAACUAUGAUGAAUAUGGCAAGUCACUCACGAAACUCAAGUCUUUUCAGAAAUAUGCAAAGGUGACUCUUGAGGAGAAACUCCAUGAAUAUAUGCCAUGUGCAAAUUAUUGCUCUAAUUACACUAAAAAUAUUACCAUUUUGGAGAAGCCAGAUGUCAAAUCAUUCAUUAUACUCAGUGAUGAUCAAAUUGGGAAAAGACAUCAUAGAAAAAAGAGAGUGCAGCCAGACAACGCCAAGCAACCAAGCUGAGCUGGCCGCAUUUUAUCCCUGAAGCACACUGUCAUCACACCAUCGGUGGGGGUGGACCUUGUGAUCUAACAAAAUUCGGUACUUUGAUGAGGUCAUGGCGGCCGUGCAGACUGCAUUCUGGGUCUGGAAAGCCCAUAGAUGAAAGUUUUAUGGCAGGUGGGCAGGCUCAUAGCCCUGUGUACCAAGUUUUCAAACCAUUGUGAAACAAGUGUACGUACGUAUUAUAACAAAAGGGUUUCCAUGAAUAAGGGUUGCUAUAAAGUGGACUUAUUUAUUUCCUUUUUCAGAAAAGACUGCCCAUUUCCACAUUCACAAUACACUAACAUUCCCACCAUUUUUCUGAGCAUUCUAACCUCACUGGAAGGCCUCAUUUAAACAUUGUUUAUAAAGAAUACUUUAUUUAGCUACCUUAAGCAUAAGGCACAUGGCUAGGGGGGGAUGCCUGACAUAGAGUUGAGAAAUAAGCCAUAAUAAUGAGAAAUAAAGUAAGAGGAUGCAGUGAACUAUAGAUAGAACAAGACUGAAUUCCCAAGGAAACACGGAAUGCAGCUUUCCCUACUAGGAGCUGCAUCCACUCCCUGCUGAGCUCCCCAGUUUCCAGGAACUGCAAGGGCAAAAUAACUCUUCCUCUAAAAUCUAAGUUUCCUCUAAACCUUACACAGGAGGAAAAUAUGUUUGACUGCCUGAGUUUCAAGUGGUCAUUUUACAUACACAGAGUCACCUGUGAGAGGUGGGCAUUAAACCGAGUAAUUACUGUGAGCUGGAUGUCUCCAAUUAGCUCUGGAUUGAGCAGCCACUUGGCCACCCACUCAGGAUGAUUCCAAGAAUCAGGGUGGUAUUCUUAUUUACAGUGAAAACUCUCCUAAUGUAGCGAAAGGUGAGGCCUAGUGGGUGGGUUACAUAAGGGACUGAGCUCUGAAGAAAGGAGAGGAGAUGUGGCCUGUGACACAGUAAACACUCGUGCUGACAGCCUGCGAUUUCAUUCUUCUUGUGUCUGUGUCAGCCAUGUCCUGCUUCUGUAAGCUCCCUCUUCAGUAGGUAAUUUCCCCAAAAUGAGUUGGGAAACUAGUUUCUGGGAAAUUCUCCUGUAGCCCAUCAAGUCAGAUCCCUAGCAAUCAGUGCCAUAACCAGUCACAAAGUGACCCUCCGAAGGGGUGAAGAUAGGGCACCCACACCCCAAAACGGUAAACUACCCCUGCGUUGUGACUCAGCUCCUCUCCUGAAGUGUCUGCAUUGCUUCUUGCAAUACAGUUUUGAUUGGCAUUGGUCUUCUAUUUGUCUUCCUCUUCUCAUGUCAGAGAAAAGCCCAGCAAGAGAGUUUGGACACCCACAACCCAGAGCCACCAGAGGGAACAUUAACAUCCUACUUUGAAGCCUAACUCUAACCCACAAUGCCUGAAACCACAGGCUCUGUUCUUUAUCAUUGUCAGUAGGGGGUCUGACAGAUGUAACUAGGGUGAUAAUUUUUUGGACUGCUGAGUAUGCAAUGAAUGAUCCUCCCAAGUCACCUGCAAUGUUAAGCCUUUCUUACAUUCUCAUGGCUCUUGUCAACAUCUCCUAUGAGGCUGGCAAUCUGGGGAAACACUGGAAACUCUGGGCUUCAGUGUGAAUAGAAAAAGGCAGAGGUCUGAGAGGAGGUGUGGGUCUGAGACCCCCUCGCAGACAUUUAUAACCAUCACAUCCCCAGCUCUGCUACUGAAAGCACCGAGACCAGGGACCCAGCGCCCGCAGCCGCACCAGCUCCAGGCCGCCCUGAACCAGACCGCCCCGAGCCCCGCUCUCCCCACACCGCCGAGGCGCUGCCGGGCCACACCGGACGGCACCGUGGGCGGGCAGUGUCACGGUGGGGACGGGCUCACGGACACGGCGGUGACCCGGACCCCGCCGAGGGAACAGUGGCAAAAGCCCCAGAGCCCGGAGGACCUCGGGGUCCGGAGCUCGGCGGGAGGCUGCGGCUCCCAGAGCCGGUUCCGGCCGCCUCCUCUCAGACCUCAGCCCGACCCCAUCCCUUCCCCGGCUUCCGUCCCGCACCAUCACCACUGCGCGGCUUCCCGGUGUCCCCGAGUCCUUCCCACGCGGCCUGCAGCGGCAGAAGUCCCAGAGGGCAAUCUAAUGAACCGAGGAACUCUGGGCACUGUAUCUGGACAGGGAGUCAUGACACCGGAGUCGCUGGCCACAAUGGCUCACCUGAUUGUUUUCAUACAGCCGGCUUGUUCAUUGCAGACUGGCUCCUGAUUUAUUGCUCUUCCUCUGUGUAGAGUAAGGGAAAAGUAAACUCUUGCCUGCUUGGCUAGAGCGCAAGUGAUAAUUUGACAUCCAGGAACUUCUGGAUAAUGCUGUUUCUCACAAUAUCAACCUCACCUCGCCUAAGAAUAACUGGAUUUAAGCAGUUUACUUACUCCUAGCUUUCUGGAUCUGCCCUGUUUUCUUAAUGGAGUUAGUGUGCUCUUCCUGAAAUAGUCACUCAUGUGCUCAGGAGAUUCCAUGGCCAGUGUCUUAUGGAAGAAUCUGUGCCAUGACGCAAGAGAACAUCAUCAGUGCAGGACAGGACAGGACAGAAUGGAAUGGAAGGAGGACUGUCCUUUUUACAGUAAUGUUUGGAAAUGAGACAGCUGGUUUCAUUGUCAAGAUUUUCACAGUCUUAAGCUAUUUCCUUUUAUUCAAUAAAGUGAAUAUACCUCACUCCUUGCAAGGAAAACAGUUACUUUGCUGAUAGAAAACUAAAAGUAAAUGAUAGCUAUAUUCUGCAAAAGAGUAAAGAGGAAAGGAAAUCAAAUUUGCAAUUCCAUUAGACAAGAUUUGUAUUUUUUACAGGAUCAAAAAAAAAAAUCUCUGAAUAUUGACAACAAGCUAAUUACCAGCUAUGAGAACUGAAAUAAUUGCUCAAAUGAAGUCACAGCCUUGGACCUCUGGUCAAUGCAGUGAUGAGGCAGACAUAUACCAGGACUUCAAACUGUAGUUCUACAGAAGUUUCCUCCUCAAAGCACCAGAAAUUAAAGGCAAGCCUUGCAUAUGGUAGGUAAGUACUUACCACUGACCUAUGCCCACCCAGCCUCCUCAACUGCCUAAUUUAGUUGAGGUAGUUGAGGUUCACUGCUGUUCUUUGUGUGUGUGUGUGUGUGUGUGUGUGUGUUUAUAAUACAGGCUAGACUCAAACUUAUACUUCUUUGGCUUCAACCUGUUGGAAAUCAGUACCCAGACUGAAUAUGUCAAUGCACAUGAUGAGGUGAUAAGGCAUGAUGACAUCCAGGAAUUUUGACAAAGCAUUGUGAUUUGUUUUGUUUUGUUGUUUGCAAAAGAUUGCAAGCAUAUCCCAGUAAUGAGGUAGCAGAUACCAUGAACAUUGGGGGAACUGGAGUUUUAAGCCCUAACAUGUGGAAAGCAACUACCCUUAAUUUUAGUGACUGAUUUCAGAGGCUUAGAGUCUUUGGAAGUUGGUAAAUUGGUGGUGCAAGGAUUGGGGGUUAAAUUGUUGGAUCAGAUAGACAAAGAGGAUUGGAGUUUGGAGUGGAAAGACCUUGGAUCUUAUCUUGGAAACUAGCUGUGUUCUGCUAAAAAGUACAGUCACUGUAAUGGUUUUUGUCUGGAUGUCCCACAAAGACUCAUGCAGUCAUGGGGAGUGACCUUUUGAAGUUGGCUGAAUCUAGCAUUUGUGACUGAUUCAUUGUAUCACGCUGGGUUUGGUGAUGUGAGUGCUGCACCUGCCCUGGAGUGGGUAGCUGGAAUGCAACGUAAGGAAAGAAGAGAGUUGUGCUCUGCAUCUUUUCUCCCUUUUUCUUGUGUCACUUGUGGCUGUCAUGAAAGAUGGCCCCUCAGUCACACCACCCUGCCUUGGAGCCAGCUAUAACCUCCAGUUAUAGGCUAAAUAAAUAUUUUUUCUUUCAUACUGGGUGUCAGGUAUUUUGUCUCAGCAAUGAGAGAAAAGUAACUACCACAGAAUCUGGUAGUAAGAGUGAUGUCAUUGCUGUGACUAUAUCUGACCAUGUGGGUCAAGACCUUCAGAGAUGGAUUGUGGGAAACACUGGGAAAGUUUGGAGAUGUCACCUGAAAGAGUAGCACUGGAACACUUUAGGCUGUUCUCUAUGAGAGAUUCUGGUCAGAACUCAGAAGACCAGAAAGCUGAUAGAAAUCCUGCUAGUAGAGAUGAGGCUUGCAAGAUUUCUGCUGGAAAAGACUGCAUUAGUUGUAAGGCUCUAGACAGUGUAUGUUAUUGCUUGGCAAAAAGUAUCUGUAUUUUGCUCAGGUCCAGAGACUUUGCCUGAGACUGGGAGUAAGGGCAACAGACUAACUAAUAAGGGAGAAGAAAUUUCAAGAUAGUCAAAUGUUGAGGCACUGGCAUGGCUACUGUGGGAGGCUUUUAGAUAGAUUUAUGUUGCAAAUCAAAAGCAAAGGGCCCAGUAGGAUAAUUUAAAACAUUGUGAGUUUGGCCAGGAAAAAAUCUUCAGUAAAGCUGUGGACUGUAAAGAUGGAGCUGAGAUCUCUAUUGAGAAGGAAUAGGAGAAUGAAAAGGAGUCUUGAGAGCAUCACAAGAAGCAACAAAAUUUCACCAUUUGCAACCUCAAAACUGCAAAGAUGAAAGGUUUUGCUUUGAGUAGACAGCCAGAGUGUGAUAUUCCAGAAUUGUGGCAGCAACUACACAAGUUCUAAGGGUGGCUGCUACACCAGAUUCCAGAAUGGCAAUAACUCAGAGAAUUUGUUCCUCAAAAUCAUGGGCAGAGUGCCCAGAAAUCUAGGUACUCAACCCUUACAGGGAUGCAAGAGAAAAGCCUGGCUUUCCUGGCAGCAGACCUUGGCAUCAUCAUCUUCAUGCUGAUUUUAGGUGCAUGGAGAAUGCACACGUUCUGAGAUUAAAAGGCUUCUCACCCCAAUUUCAGAAGGCUGGGAGGCCAGGGAGUGUGCCCUGAGAGGGCAGUGUGUCAAGGUGUAUUAAGACAAAGGUGCCGUGGAAAACCCAAAAGUCUGGAAAAGCCAGGAUCAUGGGUCAUCGAAGGAAAGCUGCAAGGAUUGAGAAGAGCAGGCUUAAGGCAGAAGCCCUGGGAGCUACUGCCACUGGAUGUGCACAAUGGGUGAAGAUACACAAGCUUUUUGGAGCUUACAAGUUACCACAAAUAGCUUCAGAUGUUCCAUAUAGAACUACAGCACUUAAUGUUUGGCCUGUUGGAGUUUGAACUUAUUUUGAUUUUAAUCCUUUGCAUCUGUUUGUACAUUUUUAAAUUGUAAAGUUUAUCUUGUGUCAUUGUAUAUUGGAAGUGUUUAAAUUUGUUUUCACUUAUAAAGAGGCUCACAGCUAAGAGACUGUCUCACAUCUCGGAUGAGAUUUUGGACUUGGACUUUUCAGCAAUGCUGAAACUGUUAGGACUUUGGUAACUCGUGCAGAUGGACUAAAUUCCUUUCCAAUUAAGGGAUGUGCUUGAGUCUUUAGGAAGUCAGGGGCAGAAUGCUAUGGUUUGUGUCUGGAUGUCCCAUCAAAGCCCUAUGCAGUCACAGGGGGUGGGCUUUUGAACAGCAGCUGAAUCUUACAUUUGAAAUUGCUUCAUUUCCUAGUGCUGGGGUUGGUGGGGUUGCACCGCCUUGUGGUGGGUAGCCAGAAUGCAAUACGAGGGAGAGAGAGGCGCCCUUUUGCUCUUGUCACUUGUGGCCAGCAUAAAAAUUUGUCCCUCAACUGUACUACCCUGCAUUGGAGCCACCUGAGUAUGGACUGAAACCUACACAAAUUGUAAGCUAAAUAAACCUUUCCUUCCUUCUUUUGGGGAAUCAGGUAUUUUGUCUCAACAAUGAGAGAAAAGUAACUGCAACAGUCACCAUUUCUUGGAGCUCAGGAUAUUAACAUUAGGGGUUGGGUUGUGAGUACAUGGCAAGGUAAUCUAAAUCCAAAAUGGAGUUCCUUUGGCCUGUUGCUUUGAAAGAAAAGACAAAAUCUAUUUCUCACUGAGGCACACAAUUUCUGGCAUUGCAGGUUUGUACCACCUCAAGUAACAUUUGAGUUUUAUGUCUAUGCCAGUUUUUUUCCUAUCACCUCAUAUUUGGCAUUGAUUAAGACAUAUGUGGGGGUUGGGGAUUUAGCUCAGCGGCAUAAACGCCUGCCUUGCAAGUGUGCAGUCGUGAGUUUGAUCCCUGGUACCAAUAAAAACGAAAAAGACAAAAAAAAAAAAAAAAAAAAAAAAAAAGACAUAUGUGGAAUGCUAGCACCACUGAAAGCCUAAAUCUGCAGACAGCAGUGAUGCUUUCCCUCCAGCACUCCAGGAGUGGCUGUGAUUCUUCAACAGUCUUACCUAUGGGAGCUGGCAUGCUCAGGUGCACUGGAGCUAAAACAGCACAGAUCACACUAACAUCAUCAGAUGGUGUCUACAGGAAAUACAUACAAGACCUGAGAACUUGCAAUUAACAGGUGACUUCUUUGGGACCACAGCAAAGUUUUGUAGGUGACUGUGGGUACCUUCUCUCCAUAGUGCUGUCCAAGGAAGCUAUCUUGUAUGGUGGACUUUUAACAAGAGCUGAUGCCAAAACUUUCACCGAAUAGUUCAUUCUGAGCAAAAUAAAGAAGGUAAGCCUGAGGCCCAGGUGAUCCUUGUUCUCUGCCUGAGACCUUUCUUCCUUAGCUGGUAUUGCGGUAUCACAUCAGAGCCUUCAUACUGAUUAAUGAACAUUUCUUCUCUGCUUAUUUGUCCUCUUUAGAUUGUCUUCAGUAAAUAUAAUUUAUUUUUAUGGUAUACCCUGUAUCUUAUGCCCCAAUUAUUUAUUAUUUGUAGAAGCUCCUUUGGCAAGUGCUAAGAGAUUGUUUACAUACACAGGUUGAAAAUAGGCGCAGUUAUAUUUCUUGUUUUCCACUUUGGUUUUCUUAUUGCACUGGUCAAAACCUCCAGUGCAAUAUAGUUUGUGAGUAGUAAGAGCAAAUUUUCUUGCUUUCUUAUCUUAUGGAUACGAUGUUGGUUUUAGGUUUUCUUGUAGAUGCCUUUAUCAAGAUAUAGAUGACUCCUUUUAUUUUGUAUUUGACAAUUUUUAUCAUCAUUGUUAUCAAUUUUUCCCAGUACUAUUUGUCCAUCCUUUAAAACAAUUAUCUAGUGGUACUGCAACUAGGAAAAAGAACUUACUAAUAGUCAAAGAAUAUAGAAAAAUGAAAAAUCACUACUCCACAAGACAGCGGCAAGUGAAUCCCAAGAGAUCGCAUCACAGAAUAUAUAAGUAAACAGGCAAGGGAAGUAAUACCCCAAAUGAUACAGAACCUUUCAAAGGACAGUGAUUUUAAGGAAGAUGAACUAAACAAUAUGGUUCAAAUAUGAGUCUAUCACCUUAGCGAUUGUGGAAACAAUUAUAUAGCAUCUGCCGAGAGGUUCUAGACAUAAUAAACAGCCGCAGUGAGGGUAUAACAUAGAAGACCUACCAUAAACAUCUAUUAUAUUUAUUAAAGAGAAUCUAAAGAGGAGAAGUAAGCAGAGAAGAGCUGCUCCUCACCCGGUCGGAAAGCUACGGCCCUACACCCCCAGGCCAGCUGAGGGCGAACGGUCGCGGUCAGAGAUCCGGGGUCGCCCGGACUUGCAGUUACCUUCUCCAUUCUCCUCAGGAUGAGCUCUUAGGUAAAAGCUUCGCAUCAGCGCUCUCAAAAGGCCACCAGAAAUAAUUUGCUGGCUUCAAAAACACCGAGGAGAGAAAGGACACAGCGCCAACUAGUAAGCUUUGCUAAGGUCACAACAAAGGUACUUGCUCCCUCUCAAUUUACAGGCCUCCCGGCCUCUUCUGAUGACGUCAGUGCCCGGCGUCGCCCCGUCUGCUUCAAUGCGCCUGCGCGGGCCAGCUCCUUUGGGAGGAGGGGCUCUGUGUCACAACCAGGCCUGGAGGGCUGGAGAGGAGGCGUUGUUGUGUAGCACCAGUAUAUUGCUUGUCUCUUAAUGAGCACAAAAUAUGAACUGAUAGGAAAAACUUUGGCGUAGAUGCAAAAUUCAAAAACUGCUUGAGGUAGUGCAAGCUUGCACUGAGAGCUGUUAUAACUUAAGCCCUAACUGAUUGCGCCGCGUUGCCUGUUUUGUAAGCGCCGUGCUGCUCCCUUCCCCCUUCCCCCUUCACAUCUAACUAGGUUAAGUUUCAAUUUCCUGAAAGGCCAUAAAAAAGGUCUGAGGUAUCAGUUCCUGGUAAACCCCUUCCCUACCUGGUGGCCCAUCAUAAAUUGCGCUAAUUGUGCUAAUUGUGCUGUUCUUUACAAAAGCAGUGCCUGUUGUUCUUUAAGAAAUGAUUAACCUCAGGAAAUUACAGAAAGUUCUGUAAGGUCCAGCUGCCAGCUGCAAUCUAACUGUGUCAAUAGUAACAGCAUUCCUGUGGUUUUCUGCUUUAUAAGUCACUGCCUUUAGCUGUGAGAUGCGCAGUCUCCAAAUUGGCUCCUGGAGACUGUGACGCCAGGCCUGGCCUAAAAUAAAGCCUUUGCUCCCCAAAUUUUAA
Messenger RNA from Cavia porcellus (domestic guinea pig), 9270 nucleotides. Its product is annotated as zinc finger protein 124-like. Bases 1 to 366 code for a protein of 121 amino acids. The transcript is spliced from 7 exons. Gene Ontology annotation, biological process: regulation of DNA-templated transcription. The record is from RefSeq and is a predicted model, not a curated record. Lineage: Eukaryota; Metazoa; Chordata; Mammalia; Rodentia; Caviidae.